CCCGGGUCUCCGGUUCCAGCGGCAACGUGCGUUUUCUUUUAGCAUCUGAAUUUUUCCGAUUGAAGCGAAACCCAAAAUACUGGACUGCCUGGUUCAGGGCCGGACGCCUAGCCACCCUCCUGCUGACUUGGAGCUUCAGAGCCAUGGCAACAGAGGAGUCAGGAAGUGCGACAGCACAGUCUGCCCUCUCAUCAGCCAAUCGGAGCAAGGAAGUGCUUGAAAAACCAAACUAUGCUCUCAAGUUUACUCUCGUGGGACAUACGGAAGCAGUAUCAUCAGUUAAGUUUAGUCCUAAUGGAGAGUGGCUAGCAAGUUCUUCUGCUGAUAAACUAAUUAUAAUUUGGGGAGCAUAUGAUGGAAAGCAUGAGAGAACACUAUGUGGCCACAGUCUGGAAAUAUCAGAUGUUGCUUGGUCAUCAGAUUCCAGUCAUCUUGUUUCUGCUUCAGAUGAUAAAACUCUAAAGAUAUGGGAUGUGAGAUCUGGAAAAUGUUUAAAAACACUGAAGGGGCACAGUAAUUAUGUCUUUUGCUGUAAUUUCAAUCCGCCAUCCACCCUCAUCAUUUCGGGAUCUUUUGAUGAGAGUGUGAAAAUAUGGGAGGUGAAAACAGGAAAAUGCCUCAAGACUUUAUCUGCUCAUUCUGACCCAGUUUCUGCUGUUCAUUUUAAUUGUAGUGGGUCCUUGAUAGUGUCAGGUAGCUAUGAUGGUCUCUGUAGAAUCUGGGAUGCUGCAUCAGGCCAGUGUUUAAAAACGCUUAUUGAUGGUGAUAACCUUCCUGUCUCUUUUGUAAAGUUUUCUCCAAAUGGUAAAUAUAUUCUCAUUGCAACUUUGGACAAUACUCUUAAACUGUGGGAUUAUAGCAGAGGCAGAUGCCUGAAGACAUACACUGGACACAAGAAUGAGAAAUACUGCAUAUUUGCCAAUUUUUCAGUUACUGGUGGAAAGUGGAUUGUGUCUGGUUCAGAGGAUAACCUGGUUUACAUCUGGAACCUUCAGACUAAAGAGAUUGUACAGAAAUUACAAGGUCAUACAGAUGUCGUGAUCUCAGCAGCUUGUCAUCCCACGGAAAACAUCAUUGCAUCAGCUGCAUUAGAAAAUGACAAAACAGUUAAACUGUGGAUGAGUAACAGCUAAUCCUUUUGGAAAUCAAAAGAUGGUCUCUCAAUUUCGGCAUGUUUUUUUUAUUUCUUUUUAAAAUUGUCUUUAGUUAUAAGAUUUUGAGACUUAUAAUCUACAUUUUAAAAAUGACAGAAAAGCAAGUCUAGGGCUUCUGACUUCUAAUCUUCAGGCCUGUUUUUAAUCUCAUGUGUCUAUUCCUGGGCAGUUUGCCAUUUUGUUCCUCUCAGUGACUAUCCUAGAGGAUCUGUGUACAGAUGCCCCUUGACUUACAAUGGGUUACAUCCUGAUAAACCCAUCAUAAGUUGAAAAUACUUUUAACUUGUGAUAUUUUCAACUUACAAUGGGUUAUCUGAAUGUAGCUCCAUUGUAAGAAGAAGAUCGUACUAAAUGUGUUUUGCUUUCCACUAUCCUAAAGUCUAAAAGUCAUAAGUCACACCAUCAUAAAAUAGGGACCAACUGUAUUUGAGAAAUAUUUAGAAGUAAGGUUGACAAGACAGGACAACUGAUUAAAUGAGGGGAUAAAGGGAGUUGGGAAUAACUCCAGGACUUCAAGUUUGGGAGAUCAGAUGAACAAAAACAUAAGACUGGGAUGGUGGUGGAGGACUGGAGAUACAUGUCAGAUGCCACCCACACACUUUUGGUUUUAUCCUAACCUGAUGGGCCAUAAAACCAUGGUCCACGGAAUCAAGCCUAUAAUUUGGGAAAAAUAAUUCAUGGUUACGUUCAUUCAAAGGGUCUAAAAUUUUUGCUUCUUAUCACGAAAAAACCUAAAAGUAAACCCAAAUAAUGUUAUAAAUGGCAUUUUACUAAAGGACCUCACUUUGUACCAUUUUCUGACUUCUAGGCAAGCUAAAUGUCUGAGUGGUGAGACUGCUCUCCUUCACUAUGUCUGACCUAUAACUCCUACCCAUGCUUCAGACUCAGUUCAGAAAUCACCACAUAGGGAGCCACCACUGCCUGCCUGCCCCCAAACAUAGUCAACAGCCAAGUGAGGUCUUCCUGCUUCUUUCUAUAGCUUCUGUUAUAAAGUUCAAAAUAUAUUAUAGACCAGUUUGUAUUGUAAUGGUUUCAUGGGUAUGUUUCCAGUAGAUUAUGAGGUCUGUGCAAUCAGGAACUAUGUCUUAUUCAUCUUUGUAUUCUUGGUUUUUGUAAAGUAUUAUGUUUGAUGAAUGACAGUGAAUGAUACUACCACAACUUCAUUCCUCGCCUGCUUUUGAUAAAUUUUAGUAAUAAAUUCCCAAAACUAUCAUUACAUUGAUUAAAAAUAAAAAGUAUCUAACCAUA
This is a messenger RNA of Galeopterus variegatus (Sunda flying lemur), 2402 nucleotides long. It is a transcript of the gene WDR5B, whose product is annotated as WD repeat domain 5B. The coding region runs from base 144 to 1133 and encodes 329 amino acids. The record is from RefSeq and is a predicted model, not a curated record. Gene Ontology annotation, cellular component: Set1C/COMPASS complex. Gene Ontology annotation, molecular function: histone binding. Lineage: Eukaryota; Metazoa; Chordata; Mammalia; Dermoptera; Cynocephalidae. The transcript is spliced from 2 exons.